Trichomonas vaginalis G3 is the source of this 342-nucleotide messenger RNA. Its product is annotated as protein of unknown function (DUF3447). The record is from RefSeq and is a predicted model, not a curated record. The transcript has a single exon. The coding region runs from base 1 to 342 and encodes 113 amino acids. NCBI's taxonomy places the organism in Eukaryota, Parabasalia, Trichomonadida, Trichomonadidae.
AUGUCUGAUCAAGACAUUCAUCCAAACAAAUACGGUGAAGUGCGAGAUAAGUUUAAAUACUAUAUCGAUUCAUAUAAUGCAUUGUAUCAACUGAAAACGGAAAAAGAAGAAGAAUUAAACAAGAUUUACAAAAUGAUACAAACAGAAUUGAUUGAUUCAGAGAAGCGUCUUCCGCAAAUUUUAAUAAAAGAUAUUUUUGAUAUCAUUCCGUAUAAUAAUCGUUAUACAAAGUCAUAUUUAUAUCUUGCGAAACUCAUUUCAGAUGAUUAUCAUAUCCUGGAGGUCAGAAAUGUUGAUUUAUUUCAAACUUAUUGUUUUACAAAGAAUAUGGAAUUAAAUUAA